This is a messenger RNA of Cariama cristata (Red-legged seriema), 987 nucleotides long. It is a transcript of the gene GLB1L, whose product is annotated as galactosidase, beta 1-like. The record is from RefSeq and is a predicted model, not a curated record. Gene Ontology annotation, cellular component: vacuole. Gene Ontology annotation, molecular function: beta-galactosidase activity. The transcript is spliced from 8 exons. Gene Ontology annotation, biological process: carbohydrate metabolic process. The annotation marks the transcript as partial. Lineage: Eukaryota; Metazoa; Chordata; Aves; Cariamiformes; Cariamidae.
AUGUUCCAUGGGGGGACGAACUUCGCCUACUGGAGUGGUGCUGACUUUAAGGACCAGUACAAACCAGUGACCACCAGCUACGACUAUGAUGCCCCACUCUCAGAGGCGGGAGACCCCACUGAGAAGCUGUUUGCCAUUCGCACGGUCAUCAGCAAGUUCCAGACCCUGCCAGUUGGUCCGAUGCCACCCGCCACUCCCAAGUAUGCCUAUGGCUGGGUGGCCCUGCGGAAGUAUGCUGACCUCCUGGAUGUCUUGGAUGUGCUGUGCCCCUCCGGGCCCAUCCAGAGCCAGUUCCCCCUCACCUUUGAGGCCAUAAAGCAGCCCCAUGGCUUUGUGCUGUACCGCACACACCUGCCCCGGGACCUCCUGGACCCAGCCACGCUGGGCGCUGCCCCCCACAGCAUCUGCGACCGUGGCUACGUGAUGCUGCAGAAGGAGCACUGGGGGACGCUGGAGCGGGAUGGGCAGACAACGCUGCGUGUGACGGGCAGGGCAGGGGACACCCUGGACGUGCUCCUGGAGAACAUGGGCAGGAUCAGCUUCGGGGCCAACAUCAGUGACUUCAAGGGCUUGCUGGGGAACCUCUCCUUGGACUCCAGCCCUCUCAGCAACUGGCUGAUCUAUCCCCUGGCCAUAGACACUGCCGUCCAGCAGGGCUGGCCCCACAUUGCCCUGCCGAAAUCAAGCAGCGGGGGCAGAGCAGGGCCAGCCUUCUACACUGGGACCUUUGAGACCCCUGGCAUCGCCUGGGACACCUUCGUGAAGUUCCCAGGUUGGAGCAAGGGCCAGCUGUGGAUAAAUGUGUACUGGCCAUGCCGUGGGCCCCAGCAGACUCUCUUCGUGCCUGGCUCGGUGCUGCAUGUUGGCCGCCCUAAUAACAUCACCGUGCUGGAGCUGGAGGGGGCACCCUCCACCCCUCUCUUGCUCUUCCUUGACCGACCCCUUUUCAACAAGACCCUCAGCUGUAGCACUAUGCCCACGGAAUAA